Messenger RNA from Symbiodinium sp. CCMP2456, 2016 nucleotides. NCBI's taxonomy places the organism in Eukaryota, Dinophyceae, Suessiales, Symbiodiniaceae. The record is from the annotation of a GenBank genome assembly.
AUGCUGGGAGGGUUUCCCACGCUGCCGUCAGCUCCGGCAGCUGGUUCCGCAAAUCCGUUUAAAAGCAAGGACAAGACAGUGCUUGGAACUGUUCCAGAUUGGCUGGCGGAUGCCAUGAUGAUCCAGGUUCCCACAACUGCUGCACCGACACCUGCUCCCGUGCCAAAUCCUUUCAGCGCAUCGGUGACUGCACCAUCAAAGCCUCAGCCAGCACCCGCACCGCCCCAGGCUACGGCGCCAACACCAGGAUCAGCCCCAGCACCAGCAGCCCAAGCACCAGCAGCCCCAGCAGAAGCCCCGGCAGCACCCCCGGCAGCCCCAGCAGCCCCUGCUACAGCGCCAGCACCCGCACCUGUGGCGGCAGCACCAGCAGCACCUGCGCCUGCCACGCCAGCAGUGGUGCCAGCAGAGUUGCCGAUGCAAUCCCAACUCGCACAGUCUGCACCAGCACCCAUAGCCGAGCCCAUGCUGCAGGGUGACACGACGGCUCCGGGUCUUGACCUGAAGCAGCUUGGCCAAUUCGCCUUGUGCGAGAAGCCAAAAGAACACACCGGCCGAAGACUGCUCAGCUUCGAGGAGCUGCAGGGGUACUCGCCCAUCAAAGUCGUCCAGCAGCUGCUAGUCUGCCUUAUCAUCGUGAUCUUGCUGGUGUGCCUGUGUAUCCACAGGAAGGCGGUCCUCAUUAUUCUGACGGGGGAUGACUCGCUGCAUGCCACGCUUCCCGACUGCUGUUGGUACGGUGUGUGGCAGUGCUGUGGCCUCUGCAAGUAUGAUUGGGUGACUAUGUGUACUUCCUGGCCCUGCUGCGGGAAGUGGCGUGGCUCCAAUCCUGUUCGGACCAUGGCACAAUGGGUGGGGGUGACGUCUAUGUCCGUCGAGCUGAGCAACAUCGUGGUUGGAGAUAUUCCUUUCUACAGGUAUGGUGCCUUUUCCGUGACAGUCGCGUGUGGCAAGUAUCCGAGUUUGCAAACGUCUGUGCAAGAGGACCAAGAUCCCAAAACGAUUCACUUUCCGGAGGUCUUGACCUUGCGCAUCCGCGAUACCAUGUGGGACUCGCCAGUCGUGAUAACCGUCAAUCAAAUCAACUUCGUCGGCAUCCACAAAGUUGCAGAGGUUCGUCUCAGCCCAACGACCGUGGCGAAGUGGGCUCAACAGGGUGAUUCGUUCAACACGAAGCGUCUGGCAUUGACUCUGCAUGACCGCAACUUGGAGGCGGAAACACCCCCGUGGGUGAGCAUAACUUUCGGCACUCCGACGGCGGACUUGCGCCACCUGGACCACUUUCACGCGAACUCGAGUCUCUCAGUCCGACUUGCUACGUGGGACAACGUUCCGGACCCGACCACUGGGGAGUUCUUCGCCGAGCACCCUCUGACCAGAAUGAAGCAAGACUACCAUCUGGUGGACGGCCAUGGGAACUGUGUCCAGGAACCCGACGAAGCUGAGCUGUACUGGCUAAGCAGUUGCAGGAGCUUGCUCUUCGCGAUUUACUCAAUUCUCAGCUUUUUGGUACUCGGCGGUGUCGUGUGCUACGGCGCUUUCAGAUACUACGUCAAGAAUUGCUACGAGAAGUUUGAACUGCUGACCAUUGCGAAGAGUUGGCAGCCGCACUCCUUUCCAAUGCCUACUUGUGCCUUACAGUCGAUUAGCCACACUUGCGAGGUGAGGACGAAGGGCACUGGUCUCGAUCAGGGCUCUGACAUCUGUCUGCCCCUCGACCAAGAGGUGGAACUUACAUGUGAUAGUCCGCCGCAAGAUCGGCCCACGGCAUUUUCUUUCGUCUUGGAAGACUUGGGGUUUGCCACCAACAAGGGUGUGAAGUGCUUCGACGGAUUGUGCCAACUGCGGAACAAGAUAGUCAGAUUUGACCAUGUCGUCUUCUUUGGGUCUUUGUUCCUGCUUGUCUUCAUCUUCUGUUUGUUCAGGCCUCUGGCCAACUCCUGCUUAGACGGUGCACGAGUUAAAGCACAGCAGCGGAGCAACAGCAGAUUUCGUCGGAAAGGACCCGCUGAAUGA